Molecule: messenger RNA, 1512 nt
Organism: Brassica rapa (field mustard)
Lineage: Eukaryota; Viridiplantae; Streptophyta; Magnoliopsida; Brassicales; Brassicaceae
Product: katanin p60 ATPase-containing subunit A-like 2
Molecular function (GO): ATP binding; ATP hydrolysis activity
Source: RefSeq, a predicted model, not a curated record
CAACUGUGAAUCACGUGCUUGCUUGUUUGGUGAUGUAAUGGGUUUCUUCAACUCUCCACAUCGAUCGGACAAGAACAUAGAGAGAGAGAGAGAGAUAUUUGCUUCUUGUCCUCUCUUCUCUUCUCUCUUUUAGUUUCUUCUUCUCCUCCUGAGCCUUUGAGAUCCAUCAACGAUGGCGACCGAUGAGCCUUCUCUCACUCGCUGGAGCUUCCUGGAGUUUAAAACGUUUUAUGAUGCCAAGUUUGGGAGGAAGAAGCUGCCUGAAGAGCCCCAAGAAUCAAAGCCAGAAGAUGGAUCAUCCAGCAACAAGGAAGAAGAUGCUUCCCAAGUCGCCACCAAUCCAUCUCAGGAGGGUAACACUAGGUUGACCAAUGGGAUACGUGAGAAGCCGAAAAAGUCAAUGUUCCCACCUUUUGAAUCUGCAGAGACUCGUGCUCUCGCUGAGAGUCUAAGCAGGGAUAUCAUCCGUGGUAACCCAAAUGUGAAGUGGGAAAGCAUCAAGGGUCUAGAGAACGCUAAAAGGUUGCUCAAAGAAGCUGUAGUCAUGCCUAUCAAAUACCCCUCGUACUUUAAUGGUCUACUAUCUCCAUGGAAAGGGAUUCUUCUCUUUGGCCCACCUGGUACCGGAAAGACUAUGCUUGCAAAGGCUGUUGCUACUGAGUGUAACACAACGUUCUUCAACAUCUCAGCUUCAUCUGUUGUUAGCAAAUGGAGAGGUGACUCUGAGAAGUUGAUUAGAGUGCUGUUCGAUCUAGCUAGGCAUCACGCGCCUUCGACUAUUUUUCUUGAUGAAAUAGAUGCGAUUAUAAGUCAGCGUGGUGGUGAAGGACGUAGUGAGCAUGAAGCAAGUAGGCGUCUCAAAACUGAGCUUCUCAUUCAGAUGGAUGGGUUACAGAAAACGAAUGAGCUUGUGUUUGUUUUAGCUGCAACAAACCUCCCAUGGGAGCUUGAUGCAGCUAUGCUCAGGCGUCUAGAGAAGAGAAUUCUUGUACCAUUACCUGAUCCAGAAGCAAGAAGAGGAAUGUUUGAGAUGCUCUUGCCGUCACAACCGGGUGAUGAGCCAUUGCCUCAUGAUGUGCUGGUUGAGAAGUCAGAGGGUUACUCUGGCUCAGACAUUAGGAUACUUUGUAAGGAAGCUGCGAUGCAACCGUUGAGACGUACAUUGGCUUCACUGGAAGACACAGAAGAGAUUGUGCCUGAAGACGAGUUGCCAAAAGUUGGACCUAUACUACCAGAAGACAUUGACCGAGCUUUGAGCAACACUCGACCAUCGGCUCAUCUGCAUGCACAUCUGUAUGACAAGUUCAACGAUGAUUACGGUAGCCAAAUCAUCAAGUAAAGUCGAUGGAACAUAUAUAAUAUGCCAUCUAGAACAUCAUUAUUUAUAAUGGAAGCAUAAGAUUUGAUUCUCUCAGUGACUUCUGAUGGUUUUAUAUUAAAGAACAAUCCUAUUAUUUCCAUAUUUUUGUGACAAUUUAUUUUUCAUAAAUAAAAACAUAAAUGUUUUAGCUU